AACCGUACUUAGCGUUGUGCGCGCCGCCAACGGCUACGUUCUCUGUCUAACCCCUGCGUAGAUCGCCACCAACUCUUCCAAAAUGGCGACAAAUAACAAGGCCAAUAAGCUGGCCUUCCUUUCCAUGCCGGCGCCCGCGUCCUAUGUCGCUGGUCUUGGACGAGGUGCUUCGGGAUUCACUACCCGUUCUGAUAUUGGUCCGGCUCGUGAGGGACCCUCCGCAGAAGUCAUUGCCGAGGCCCAAGCUAAGCGAGGAGAAGAGACGGAGGUCGACCCGGACCAGUUCCAAGACCCUGACAACGAAUACGGUCUCUUUGCUGGGACUACGUACGAGGCGGAUGAUGAGGAGGCAGACCGGAUAUACGAGCAGGUGGACCACAACAUGGAUGCCCGGCGGCGGGCUCGCAGGGAAGCGUUGGAGAACGAGGAGCUUUCGAAACAUCGAGCUGAACGACCAAAGAUCCAGCAGCAAUUCGCGGACCUGAAGCGUGGCCUGGCGGUUGUCACCGACGAAGAAUGGGAGAGCAUUCCAGAGGUGGGCAAUCUUACGCGGAAAAAGCGGAAAAGGGACGAGAGGUCAUUUGUUGUGCCCGACAGCGUCAUCGUCGGAGACAGAUCUAAGACGGAAUACGAAAACGCGUUAGACUCGAGGCAACAAUCGAUGGGAGGCUUCGAAACCCCAGCGGACAGUGGCACACUCACGAACUUUGUGGAGAUGGGUCAAGCUCGUGACAAGAUCUUGUCGUUGAAACUGGAUCAGGUAUCUGGCACUUCCACUAGCUCUGGUCUCUCCACCUCUAUCGAUCCCAAAGGCUACCUCACCUCCCUGGACAGCGUCGUGAUCAAGACCGAUGCCGAGAUCGGCGACAUCAAGCGUGCACGCAUGCUAUUCGAUUCACUUGUAAAGUCGAACCCCAAGCACUCACCCGGUUGGAUCGCCGCUGCUUGUCUGGAAGAGCACGCCGGCCGAAUGGUCGCAGCACGCAAGAUCAUUAAGCAAGGCUGCGAGCAAUGUCCGAAGAGCGAGGACGUCUGGCUCGAGGCUGCGCGAUUGCACAAUAACGACGAUGCUAAGGUCGUCUUGGCUAACGCUGUACAACAUGUCGGCCAGAGCGUCAAGAUCUGGCUGGCCGCCGCUGAUUUGGAGCACGACAUCAAGGCCAAAAAGCGCGUUCUGCGAAAGGCUCUCGAACAUAUCCCGAACUCCGUACGCCUAUGGAAGGAGACCGUCAACCUCGAAUCCAAUCCUGUUGAUGCGCGCAUCAUUUUGUCUCGCGCGGUCGAAGUCAUACCUCUCUCGGUAGAGCUAUGGUUAGCCCUCGCCCGUCUCGAGACACCCGAGAAGGCUAAGGCAGUCUUGAACAAGGCUCGUAAGGCGGUGCCUACAAGCCACGAGAUCUGGAUUGCGGCGGGCAGACUGCUCGAGCAGGAAGCGUACGCCACCGAGAAGCCGGAAGGGAAGCGGAACGAGGAGCUUGAAGUCGUCGAUAAGACUAUCGCAGCCGGCGUGCGGCAGUUGCGCGCGCACGGCGUGCUGCUCACCCGCGAGCAGUGGCUGAAGGAGGCGGAGCGUUGCGAGAGCGAGGGAUCUCCACGCACGUGCGAGGCGAUCGUGAAAGCCACCGUGGCGAUGGAGGUUGAGGAGGAGGACAGACUCGACACUUGGAUGAGCGACGCUGAGAGUGCGGAGCCUCGAGGCCAUGUUGGGACGGCGCGGGCAAUCCUGGCGUAUGCGCUCAAGGUAUUCCCGGACAAGAGGGCCUUGUGGCGGAGAGCUGCGGAUCUCGAGAAAGCGCAUGGCACAAGAGAGUCACUCAACGCAAUCCUGGAGAGGGCUGUUCACCACUGUCCCCAGGCCGAGGUCCUCUGGCUCAUGUGGGCCAAGGAGAAGUGGCUCGCCGGCGACGUUCCCGCUGCACGUGAAGUUCUGGAGAGGGCCUUCGUUGCCAAUCCGGAAAGCGAACAGAUUUGGUUGGCCGCUGUCAAGAUUGAAGCUGAGAAUGGCGAGCUCGGCGUCGCGAGAGAACUUCUUGUGCGCGCCCGAACUGUGGCCGACACCCAGCGGAUUUGGAUGAAGUCUGCCGUUUUUGAGAGACACCAGGGGAAAGCCGACACCGCGCUCGAGACACUCGCUACGGCUAUCAAGAAGUAUCCCAAGUUCGCGAAGCUCUAUAUGAUCCAGGGUCAGAUCCACCAAGACCGCAAGAAUUAUGCCGCUGCUCGGGCUUCCUACGCUGGCGGCAUCAAGCAAUGUCCUAAGGAAGUUACCCUUUGGAUCCUCGCCAGCCGACUGGAAGAGGCGGACGGAAAGAGUAUCAAAGCAAGGGCACUCCUCGAUAAGGCUCGUCUGGCCAAUCCUGGCAGCGACGUUCUAUGGGCUGAAGCGGUGGGCGUCGAAGAACGCAGUGGAGGCGCUGCACAGGCCAAGACGGUGCUGGCGAGAGGUCUGCAAGAAUGCCCGACCUCUGGUUUGCUGUGGUCCAUGACCAUAUGGUCGGAGCCACGUCCUACCCGGAAGUCUCGCUCCGCCGACGCUCUUCGCAAAGCCGCAGACGACCCUUUGGUGCUGUCCACUGUCGCACGGCUCUUCUGGGCUGAGCGGAAGAUCGAGAAGGCGAGGCAGUGGUUCGAGCGCGCUAUCACCGCCAACCCUGACGUAGGAGACAACUGGGGAUGGUGGUUGAAGUUUGAACGGCAACACGGGAUCUCAGAGCAACAGGACGAAGUAGUCAAGAAAUGUGUUGCCGCAGAGCCUCACCACGGUUCAACGUGGCAAUCCAUUGCUAAGGAUCUCAAGAACACCCAGAAAGGUACCAAGGAGAUUCUGGAGCUUGUCGUCGCCGCUUUGCACUGAGUGAUAUGUAUUCUGUGGGCUUCGUGGUGUUCUGUUGUAUUUGUAUGCUAUAUUAUUCUUCCGUCGCAUGGAUCUUGAUCAAGGCCACCAUUACGCGGUUGCACGGAGGCUUGCUACCGUUCUGUUCUGCGC
Molecule: messenger RNA, 2986 nt
Organism: Fomitopsis serialis
Lineage: Eukaryota; Fungi; Basidiomycota; Agaricomycetes; Polyporales; Fomitopsidaceae
Product: PRP1 splicing factor, N-terminal-domain-containing protein
Exons: 11
Coding region: 83-2854 (923 amino acids)
Biological process (GO): mRNA splicing, via spliceosome; spliceosomal tri-snRNP complex assembly
Cellular component (GO): U4/U6 x U5 tri-snRNP complex; catalytic step 2 spliceosome
Molecular function (GO): protein binding
Source: RefSeq, a predicted model, not a curated record